Drosophila grimshawi is the source of this 2424-nucleotide messenger RNA. RefSeq names its product beta-glucuronidase. Gene Ontology annotation, molecular function: carbohydrate binding; beta-glucuronidase activity. NCBI's taxonomy places the organism in Eukaryota, Metazoa, Arthropoda, Insecta, Diptera, Drosophilidae. The record is from RefSeq and is a predicted model, not a curated record. The transcript has 5 exons. Gene Ontology annotation, biological process: carbohydrate metabolic process; glucuronoside catabolic process. The coding region runs from base 176 to 2275 and encodes 699 amino acids.
ACCCAGUUGAACGUUUGUUAUCGCAGAAAGCAUUCCAUCAGCGUAUAUAUGUGUGUUGAAUGUAAUAUGAAUAAUAUUACAGAGGAAUUCAGCGAUACGGGCAUUUCAACACAUUACACAUAUAAUGUUAUAGAAACUUUUACUUUACUUUGAUAAACAUAAUCCUACCGACAUAAUGCGUAAUUCGACAUGCAUUUGGAUUACUUUGCUCAAUGUUUUUCUCUUCAAUGGAUGCGCAGCUUGUCCAAAGGAAAAUUAUGACUUUGCCUAUCAGCAGGAAUUUGAGGCAGAGUUUGAGCCCGAGCAACAUCAAGAACAGCAAAAACUUAAGGAAAUCAAAUAUAGCUACUCAAAUAUUAAGCCACCAGCCACAGUGGGAUUGCUGUAUCCGCGGGAGUCUGAGACACGGGAGGUGCGCUCUUUGGACGGUAUGUGGUUGCUGCUACGGAGCAAUGCCAGCGAUCCGCUGCAGGGCAUACGCGAAAAGUGGUACAACCAGAGCCUUAGAGCGACGAACCAUAGCACAAUUUUGAUGCCAGUGCCAGCCUCCUACAACGAUGUGACCGUGGACCAGCAAUUGCGUGAUCAUGUGGGCACAGUUUGGUAUGAACGACAGUUCUUUGUGCCCACACGUUGGCGUACGGAUAAGCUACGCACCUGGCUACGUUUUGGUAGCGUUCAUUACCAAGCUGUUGUUUGGAUCAAUGGCCAGGCUGCGUUACGUCAUAACUUUGGUCAUCUGCCAUUUGAAGCGGAGAUUGACAGUUUUGUGAAGUACGGCAGCGAGAACCGCAUUACGAUUAUGGUCGACAAUCGGCUCAACAAUCGCACCAUACCACAGGGCAAAGUGCUCAAGCAGGCUAACGAUGACGGUGUCGUCUAUGUGCAGACAUAUACGUUUGACUUCUUCAACUACGCCGGCAUUCAUCGAUCUGUACACCUUUAUACAACGCCGCAAACCCACAUUAGCGACGUGGAGUUGAGGACACUGAUUUCUAUCAAUAAAAUUGGCCGCAUUGAUUAUCGUUUGUGGUUUGGAAACGAGGGCUCCUUGGCUAGGAACUCCAACUAUGUGCUUGUGCAGUUGCGUGACGAAACAGGCACUGUGGUCGCUCAUCAAAUAAAUCGGGAACUUCGAAACGGCACUCUGCUCGUAACGAAUGUUAAGCCCUGGUGGCCCUAUCUAAUGGAUCCCGUGCCCGGCUAUAUGUACAGCCUGGAAUUCCUGUUGUUCUCAACAGAUGAGAGCGACGCAGAGGCGAACAGUCAACUGAUAGAUGCCUAUCGAAUGCCCAUAGGAAUACGCAGUCUCAGCUGGAACAACGAUGGCUUGUACCUCAACGGCAAGUCGCUCUAUUUACGUGGUUUCGGCAAGCACGAGGACUCCGAUAUUCGCGGAAAGGGCCUGGAUAAUGCGAUGAUUAUGCGAGAUUUUAAUCUGCUUAAGUGGAUCGGUGCGAACGCAUAUCGCACCUCACAUUAUCCCUAUUCUGAGGAAUCCAUGCAAUUUGCAGACAAGCACGGCAUUAUGAUCAUCGAUGAGUGCCCCAGUGUUAAUACUGAUUUAUUCGAACCACAACUUUUGCUUAACCACAUGUCUGCCUUGGAGCAGCUCAUUCAUCGCGAUCGCAACCACGCCUCCGUGAUUGCCUGGUCGAUAGCCAACGAGCCGCGCACUCAGAAGAUGACGGCAGAAGCAUAUUUUGGCGCUUUGACCAAUUAUACGCGGGGUAUCGCACAUGGAAGACCGCUAACGGCUGCCAGUAACGUAGACUCGCCUUCCAAGUGCAAGAUGUCACAGUUUUUGGAUAUUAUUGGCUUCAAUCGUUACAACGCCUGGUAUCACAAUGCGGGACGCACCGACAUGAUUGUGAGUCCGAUGUAUGAGGAGGCAAAAUAUUGGCGAGAGCGCUAUCAAAAACCGAUCAUUGUCUUUGAAUAUGGCGGUGAUACUCUGGAAGGAUAUCACACACUGCCCGCCUUUAUCUGGUCAGAGGAAUAUCAGACAACGUUAUUCUCAAAGCACUUCCAAGCAUUUGAUAAAUUGCGACAGCUCAAAUGGUUCAUGGGUGAAUUUGUGUGGAACUUUGCCGACUUUAAAACAGAACAGACCAUCACGCGCGUGGGCGGUAAUAAAAAGGGAGUUUUCACGCGCGACAGACAACCCAAAGCUGUGGCUCAUCUCUUGCGACAGCGAUACUAUGCACUCGCGUUGAAACUGGACAAUGCCAGUAUGCCCGUAGAUCUCUUUAACUACAUUAUCGAGUGGAACUAAAAUAAAAAGUCAGAAAAAUAUACCAGGCUUAGGUCCAGACGCACUUUAAGCUAUACCCGUAUUUAUGUAAAUAUAUUAGCUAUCUGAUAACAACACUGUGUUAUAUAUCUAUACUCUUCAAAUAUUAUUAAAUAAACCAUAAAAAUAAA